Messenger RNA from Coturnix japonica (Japanese quail), 3508 nucleotides. Its product is annotated as TLR adapter interacting with SLC15A4 on the lysosome-like. The record is from RefSeq and is a predicted model, not a curated record. Gene Ontology annotation, biological process: regulation of toll-like receptor signaling pathway. Lineage: Eukaryota; Metazoa; Chordata; Aves; Galliformes; Phasianidae.
CGUACCCAUCGCUGCUGCGCGUUCAACCUGCUAGAUCUCUCACCUUUUGCAGCUAACGGGUUUUAAUUACUCGGGAUACACCUACGUGGAAUUAAACCCUGGGGGGCUUUGGUAGAGCACGGCCUAACCGCAAUUACCCGUAAUGGCGGCAGCGCUGCCCCGCUCCCCACAGCGGGAGCCUCAUCAAUCAGCCCUCCGCUCCGCCCCGCCUCUUUAAGGCUUACAUUGCAGGGGAAUGGCGGCGGUUCGUGGUGCUGUUGCAGGGUGGCCGGGUGGUUCUGGUCAUUGCAGCUCAGUUCAGUCCGUCACGGAGUGUCCCCGGGCGUUACAAAGCGGCCCCAGAGCCGCAUCCCCUGUGUUAAGAGCAUCCUCCUGCCCCCCAGUUCAUCAAAGCAUCGCAGCAGCGUCUCCUGGCGGCAGUACAGCGCUGUGUUGGUGUAAAUACCUCAGCUUACACACAUAGAAGCGGUCCUGGGAGCUCAGUUUCACUUUCGAACAGCCUGAUGACAUCCACACACCCUGACAUUUAAUCAUCCCUGUUGGUUUUAAGUGGCGCCUUUAGGUACUUCCUACCCGGUCAGCAUCAGUCAGAAACAUCUCACUUCACGUUUCUAUCAUCCUCUUUCAGAUCUGCUCCCAUUCCGUACUCAAUGACUGCACCCUUUUCCCACUGGGAUCGCUUCUGUUUUAAAGGAAAACAGAACGGGGAACUGAAUCACAUGUGCUCCAGUUGCUGCUCACACAGCAGGGAAGAAAUAGCAUGGGAGACCGAGUUCCCUUAGAGCAGCUGUAGUCAGAGACUUAGUGGCUGUGUAACGACCCACCUUUCUAACUCUACUGAAAUUGAACUACAUGGAGCUCUGGUGACUGGGCUGUUACUCGGUGCUUGUCAUCAUGUUGGCAGAAGGCAUCUUAACUAGGCUCAUAUAUAAAGAUAUCUGUCAUCAAGAUAAGCCUCGCAAAUCUCAUGCAGCCAAAAAGGAUAAAGGGGGAAUCUGGAGAGAGAAACUUGGAGACAACCCAAAAAUUAAAGGAUCUGAUGAUGGACUUGAGAAUCCAGACAAGAUUUCUGCUGAAAGUAUCAGCAUGGAAAACAAGAAUGGUCUUCAACAGAGAUCCACGACAGAGUUACCUGAAGUAAUACAGAAUAGAGCAGUUAGGAGAACUGUAUCACGGGCUUUGCAUAUCCCUGUUAGAGAACAAAAUAAUGAACAGACAUAUUUGUGUCGAUCCUGGUCUUGCAACAGCAUUUAUCAGAACUACCCUGACUUACAUAUUGGGGGAGACCACGUGGGAGACCAUACAUGUGAUUCAGGUUGUGUUUUGGACCCUGUGUCUGAUGAACUUUCUGACGGCCCCGUUAUACUGUCAGUAGAUAUUCCUCUCGGUCAGUCCCCGCUGUGUGAGCAUCCUGAAAAGCCAGGUGUAAAUUCCCCAGCUGGAGAUGAAGCUGGAGAAAGGAGCAUGAUGUUCUGUGAGAAGCCUCUUUCAAACUCUCUGCUCAACAACUAUAUGGAAGCAAAAGUGGCAGAGCUCUAUAAGCAGCUUUUUGAUGAAAUCUUGACCAGGUGUGGAUCUGUAAGAAACCUCCUCACUUGCAGUUUUAUACGAAGUAAUGUGGAUCAGAUAAGCUUUCAGAUAUCCCAGGAGCAGAAUAUAGAAACAUCAAAAGCCAGAGAAGUGCUCUUACAGUCUUUAGCUUUGUUUAGUUUGCGCAACGCUACCAACAGAAGUAGCUCUGAGUUUAGUACUCCAAAUCUGCAAAUAUCAAACCCAGCAGGUGUGAGAAAAAGCUGCAGGACGUGGUUUGCAUCAUGUCUGAACUGCUCAGCUGAAGAGAUGAACACAGGUCAUAUUCCAGGGUCUCACUCUAAGGAUUAGGUUGGAAAACAAAAGCAUGUAGGCAUCACAGACCUUUUCAACUGUUCUAGUGCUUAAGCCAUACUUUGUCUAUGAUGAUCAUUAGCAGAGGAAAUAAAGGUCACUGUUCUCUUUUUUUCUCAUGCAGGAUUUGAAAUGCAUUCAUCUCUAAAAUUCUAUUUGAUUUCCUUGUAAAAAUGUGUCUGACCUCCUUGUGAGACUCUGUCUGUAUGAGUAAUGUCCUCGUGUUUCAUUGGAUUUACUCCUGCAAGAGUAAUCAAUCAAGGCAGGAGCGCUGCUAAAGCUUCUAUCUAGGAGGCUGAUCCACCCACCUCUAAGUAGGAGUCUCUGCUGGACUUUGGAUUGCACUAUAGAGUUGAAGCUCAAGUUUUGGACAUUUAAGUACAAGUUUUGCUUCUGCAAAGCUUGAUCCCAAUGGCUGGGAAAAUAUUUCUUUGGUUUGAAAAUCUUGUCAGCAGAGGGAGAUGCUCAGGACUGAAUUAUUUUGCGUUUGGAAUCAUACACAGGAAAAUGUAUCAACAUGAAACAUCAAGCAAGGCACUCAUUGCAUAUGUAUGUUUAUACUGCAUUGAUAGAUAGGGUAUGUCACAGUGAAAGCCCAGGUGAGAGAGCCAAUAAACAAUACUUAUGGAAUCACAAGCUUCCAAAACAUCUGCUGAUGUACUAGUUAAGUCACCUCAUCCAGGUCAUGGUGGCACUCAGUGCAUUGCAAUGGGAUGAGUUGUAGAGCAGAGCUUCUCAGUGAAGCUUGCCAUUGAAUAGCUGGCAUAAACCAAACCCAUCGUUACUUUUGAGACAUCUCCUAAACUCUGAUGCAUAAUGUGUGCAUUUUUUAGAUCUCUGUCAACCCUUCAGGAGAAUAUGAAAGAUCGUGUGAUCUCUGGGUAAUAAUACAUCAAAUGCAAACAUAUUUGUGUUUGUAAAUCAAGGCCCUUGACAUCCCAUCAUUCCUUUGAAGAGAUCAAAGGUUUUAUUUAUUUCUUUAUUUAUUUUAAUGCAGCAUCUUCAGUUCUUGGGCUUUUUUAAAAUCGAGUGCUGGAUUUUAUAAAGAAAAUACCACUGAGCAUGAAAGAAGAUCGGCAUUCACAAGGAAUUCACCUUUGAGCUCUUGAAUUCAAGUAAUUUAGCUUCAUUAGUUGCAUUUGCUGUAGUAGAAACUGUGUUUUAGGGCUUAGAGUUAAAAUUGUACCUGUUUUGGCCUAUAGAGAGAAAUAUAUUUGUAUGAAAACAAAGUACACUGGACCCUUCAUGAGCUGUAGGCGUACAGAGAUUGCACUGUCAUGGCAUGGGGCUUUUUGUAAGGUGGCAUUGAGACACCAGUGUGGGCAGUCGCUGUAUGUGAUGUCACAUGGGCUGCUGAACGUAGCAGCAUGUGUUAUGGAAAGGGAACUACAAAACUUUCAUGUAUCCCAAGAUUUUAACCCUUUCUAAAACCUCUCAAUCUUUUUUAUGGUUGGUGGAACUUGAGUAAAGUGAAUUUCUGUACAUAAGACCUAGCAUGCAUUCAGAUACAAGCAAUGGAUUUCAUAGGGUAUGUGUGUUCAAAUUUGAGACCAAACCUCAAAGCUCCAAAACGAACAUUUCCCUAAGCUGCCUUUGAAAAUAAAUCCUAUUUCUGCUCUUUGCA